Nasonia vitripennis (jewel wasp) is the source of this 3096-nucleotide messenger RNA. RefSeq names its product putative inorganic phosphate cotransporter. NCBI's taxonomy places the organism in Eukaryota, Metazoa, Arthropoda, Insecta, Hymenoptera, Pteromalidae. The record is from RefSeq and is a predicted model, not a curated record. The transcript is spliced from 4 exons. Gene Ontology annotation, molecular function: transmembrane transporter activity. Gene Ontology annotation, biological process: monoatomic anion transport; transmembrane transport. The coding region runs from base 687 to 2201 and encodes 504 amino acids.
AGAGCGUCGCGACGAUCGCCGCCGAGAAGGACGGACUACUCUCCGAUGGACUAAGAGUGUAGCUGUGCUAAUAUAUAGUAGUGCAUCGUCGGCGCUUGAAAAACGUUGCGAAACGCGCACUCGCACACACAGGCAGAGACGGACAAACACGAGCGCUCUCGGAUUUUAAUGUACUACGACGGCGAUCGCGCGAGCGAAGCUAAAGCAUCAGCUGCGGUCGGACACCUCAGUACAAAGUGCCGCAUGCGCGCGAGCGCGUCGGAUAGUGCAUGCGAUGCAUCAUCAGCGAGGCCGUUUCGGGAAAUAGGAAAAAGUUUUUCUCUCGGCGGCUCUGCGAGAUGCGCCGACGGAAACUCGCCCGCGACGACGCUACGCUCUCCCAGCCCUCCGCAGCGUUUAUGUAAGAAGCCUCAAUCUACUACUGCUGCUGCUGCUGCUGCUGCUGCUGCUGCUGCUGCUUGACGGUGAGAGCUGCGGCAACAUGUGAGCGAGCUACAUCAGUCGGGCAGACGGCCGGAGGAAUUAGUUGCAGCUGAAAAGUUGGAGGGACCGACGAGCGCGCUCGGCUUUCCGUUUGGGAAGAAAAGUUGGCAGCGGCCCGAGGGAGAAAGCGAGCGGGACACGUGGGUGCUGUCUGGCUGUUGUUUUCCUCGAGCGCGUCCGCACGUCGUUGGAAAAUCGGCAACAUGUCGGCUCAGUGGAAAGACUGCUGCUCGGGCAUAUCGCAGCGAUGGAUCUGCGUGAUCAUGACCUUCUUCUCGCUGUUCUGCGCCUACACGAUCAGAGUCUGCCUGUCGAUCACGAUCACGGAGAUGGUCAUGCCGAACAACGAGACGUCCGAUUUCAUCGACGACACGUGUCCGUCCGAGCUCAAGGAGGUCCCAACUGGCAAGCUCAACUCGACGACCGAGCCGAGUAUCGGCUACGACGGCACCUUGUACGAGUGGAGUGAAUACACUCAGGGCGUCAUCCUCUCCUCCUUCUACUGGGGCUACGUGAUAACGCACAUCCCCGGCGGCAUGAUCGCCGAGAAGUUCGGCGGUAAGUACACCCUGGGCUUCGGCAUCCUCUGGAACGGCAUCUUCACGAUCCUCACGCCGAUCGGCGUGCAGUACGGCGGCGCCACGGCCCUGAUCGUUCUGCGAGUGAUGGUGGGCCUGGCCCAGGGCGCGGCCUACCCGGUCCUCAGCGUCAUGCUGUCCCAGUGGGUGCCGAUCGAGGAGCGAUCGAAGGCCGGCUCGCUGGUCUACGCCGGGGCGCCGCUCGGCACCGUCUUCGCCACCUCCACCGCCGGUCUGAUCCUGCGCUACAGCGGCAGCGGCUGGCCCGCGGUGUUCUACUUCCUCGGCGGUCUGAGCCUGCUCUGGUUCGCGCUCUGGAUGAUCUUCUGCUACAACGACCCCCACGAUCACCCCUUCAUCUCCGAGACCGAGUUCAAGUUCCUGCACGAGCAGCUCAGCCAGCACAAGCACAAGAAGCCGCCGCGGGUACCCUGGCGCCACGUGCUCGGCUCGAUGCCGGUCUGGGCCCUGGUCGCCGCGAUGGUCGGCCACGGCUGGGGCUUCCACACGAUGAUCAGCGACCUGCCCAAGUACAUGGGCAGCGUGCUCAAGUUCUCGAUCGAGAACAACGGCUACCUCUCCUCGCUGCCCUACCUCUGCAUGUGGCUGGGAAGCAUCGUCACCUCCUGGAUCGCCGACUGGCUCAUCGCCAACGACCACAUGUCCACGACGAACGUGCGCAAGCUCGGCAACUCCAUAGCCUCGGUGGGCCCGGCUCUGUUCAUCAUCGGCGCCAGUUACGCCGGCUGCGACCGCGUCCUCGUCGUGCUCAUGAUCGCCCUGGGCAUGACGACCAUGGGCGCUGCGCUGCCCAGCAUGAAGGUCAACGGCCUGGACCUCAGCCCGAACUACGCCGGCUCCUUGAUGGCGCUGACCAACGGCAUCGGAGCCCUGACCGGUAUCGCGACCCCCUACAUCGUGGGCGUCCUGACGCCGAACCAGACCUUGAGCGAGUGGAGGCUGGUCUUCUGGAUCAUCUGCGCGGUCUUCCUCGCGACGAACCUGGUCUUCGUGAUCUGGGCCGACGGCGAGGUGCAGUACUGGAACGACCCGGACUUCCUCAGGAAGGAGAAGAGCGACAGGCGGGCCAAGAAGGCCAAGGAGGACGUCGAGCUGCUGACUGUGAACGCUGCCAAAUGAGAGCUGGGGAGAGAUGUUGAAGAGAGAUAUUUAUAUAUUUUUGUUAUAACUAUUCGAAAGCCCAUAAAGUAUUUUUGUAUGCGCGCGACGUACUACGAGGAAUUGUUACUACAGGCUUUUUCGCGCGAGACUUGAAUUUUUUAAAGCAAAUUAACGAGCUCACGUUUGUUACGUGCGCAGAUGUAUGCGGCGUUACUCAAAACUCGUAUCGUUAGUCUUUGUAAAUAUGCUGAAUGAAAUCGUGUAUUAUACGCGUAGAGCGCUGAUGGUAUAAUUUAAGAGAUUUCGAGCUCUAGCGUCUCGUCGAUUGGCGGACGAUUGUAAAAUACUAUGUAUAAAUUUGAUACAGGAGCACGUGAGAGUAGUAUGGAGUAUAUCGUAAAUCAAUCUUAUCUUGGCAAACAACCUUAAAUGAAAUGAAAUGUACGUCAUUAACACGUUCAUCUAUUUCAAAUUAUAAGACAAACUCGCUGUCAGUCUUUCAAGUACUGCCGACUGCAGACAACUAUCAGGUAGCAUACCUAGAGUUGUUUUUAUUUUCUCGUGUCAAUGCUCUUAUUAUAAUAACAGUUGAUUUUAUUUCCAAUCGUUCUUUUUGUUUUGUAAUUUUUAAUGCCUGUAAAUUUAUUAUUCGUAAAUACCGUGUGUAGCACUGUUACCGAACGAUUAUGUAUAGAUAGACCAAUGUUCCGUUGUGUAAAUGACGCUACGCCUGAAAAACGUUGUGCUUAUAUAGUGUGUAAACUUUGUUUUUAUUGACUACAUGUAUACCGACUGUAGAAGAUCACAAAAUUUCUGUACAAAUCGUCCAGAUUCUAAUGUAAGAGGCUUUGUGAAAGUUUAUAUUAAAAUGCGGAAAAGUUAUUUUUAUUUAUAAAUAAAACAUUGAAAAGUA